GACAACGCCCUGAACCUUCCAGUGUUUGGUUUCUCUGCGAAGAUGGAGGCGGUUGUGUCAGACAUAGUAGCACCAGAAGAUCUAAAGAAGUUUGAAAAGAAGUAUAACGCAGAGCUGGUGAAAGGACCCGUUUCCAGAGACACUACUUUUGAAUAUGCCUGGUGUUUAAUCAGAAGCAAAUACACAAAUGACAUUGUAAAAGGCAUUCAGCUUUUAGAAGAACUGGUUCACACAAGCAAAAAAGAUGACCAGAGAGAUUUUCUCUUUUACCUUGCUGUUGCAAAUUACAGACUUAAGGAGUAUGAGAGAGCACUGAAGUACAUUCGUACGCUUCUGAAGAAUGAACCGGACAACAAACAGGCCCUGGAGCUAGAAAAACUCAUAAAGGAUGCACUGAAAAAAGAUGGUUUAGUCGGCAUGGCGAUUGUCGGUGGUAUUGGAUUAGGCGUGGCCGGAUUGGCUGGUCUUAUUGGUUUGGCCGUGUCUAAAGGUGCAAAGUCCUAAAAUGGAGUUCUUGUGACAUACUUUGAUUCCUUCCCUCUUCAGACUUAAUGAUUUCAUAUAAUCAUAAAAACACAAGGAGGCCUGAAGCUUUUUUAUUUUUAUUAUUAUUAUUAUUUUGGACUUUCAUUAAAUAGUAAUCAUAUUUUACCUUCGUUGUGCUUUAUGAUUCACCAGCUCUUUUUGGUGUGUGUGGACAUAUGGGGUUAAAAUUAAGUCAAAUACUACAUUGUGUUUUGUUUUUCAUCUAAAAUGUUAAUUUGUUGAAUUUAUUUUUAAUAAGAAAUUCAAUUGCCAAGGGUUUGCAGUACUGGACGAGAUGUAUUGUAAAAGCAUGCAUUUCUUUGUUUGUUUGUUUGUUUACUUUUUUAAAUGACAAAUAUAAAUAUAUAUAUUAAUGUAUUUAAACUACAGGUAAUUAAUAUGAAAGAUUUUUGAUAAACUGUAAUACCUCACCAUUAAAACGUGUGCAUACUGAACUAAC
Messenger RNA from Danio rerio (zebrafish), 985 nucleotides. It is a transcript of the gene fis1, whose product is annotated as fission, mitochondrial 1. Gene Ontology annotation, cellular component: mitochondrion; peroxisomal membrane; mitochondrial outer membrane. Lineage: Eukaryota; Metazoa; Chordata; Actinopteri; Cypriniformes; Danionidae. The record is from RefSeq and is marked validated. Gene Ontology annotation, biological process: mitochondrial fission; mitochondrion organization.